CACCGUGUUAGCCAGGAUGGUCUCGAUCUCCUGACCUCGUGAUCCGCCCGUCUCGGCCUCCCAAAGUGCUGGGAUUACAGGCUUGAGCCACCGCGCCCGGCCUGGUUCAUCCCAACUCUUUGGGCACAGUUGAAGUUCGUGUGUGCAAAACUGUCUUGCAUGGCGAGGAAGAGGAAGGCUGGGAAGUGUGUGGUGGGUUGGGAGCAGCACCCGAGUACCCUGAGGGCGGGAAGAAGGUUUCAGGCCUCAGUGUGCUCAGUGGCCAAGCCGGGUGGGACCUGAAAGAAAUCAGUGUGAGAACUCAGACAGGAAGCGGAGAGCCCCGCCGCAUGGCCCUGCCAAGCCUCCAGUGCACCGAGUACUCAGCAGACGGUUCCUAGGCCUUGUGUGACCCGGGGCUCAGACGCCUUGGUGUCUCUCAUGGAGGACUGCACACGGUGUGGAGAGAAGCUUGACAGCUGCAGUAUCAGGUGAUCUAUGAUGUCAUUAAGGGCAGGCCCUAAAAUUAGGUGGCACGUAGGGAAGGCUUCCUACAGGAGGGCACACCAGGAUGGGUGUUGUAGCUUCACUGGAUUCCAUCGGGGCCGGAAUGGGUGUGUGCCAGCACGUGCACAGACCUGGAUGUCUGGGCUUCAUCCGUCGAGAGGACCUACAGGCGCGGGCAUGGAGCAGGAGAGCAGGGUGCAGGACUCGAAGGCCUCGGUUGCCAGGCCGAUGCCGGGCCAAGGGCCUGGGUUGGUUCUAGCCUUGAUGGACACGGUUGGGCCUGUAGCCAUUUGUUCAUUUAGCUUACAUUUCCUGAGGCCUCCCGCGUGCCCCACUGUGGUGGGCAAGCCUGGGGGUGAGAGAGGACUCAGACCCCAUCCCGGCCUUGGGGGAGAUAGGGUCAGAGACCACACUUCAGAGGGACAGGGCCCUCAAGACCCUCAGAGGAGCGCUCAGUCUCCACACACGUCCCCUGCAGCAACGAUCAGCCUCUCACAACCGUGUGACCGGAAGAAUGGUGGCAACCACAGCUGCCCUUGAGGAGAGGCCAUCCCCAGGCCACAGCCCAUGUGCGACAGAUGCUGCGACGCGACUGCAGAUCAGGCGGAGGAGAAACGAGAGUCUGUGUGUGUUAGUUUUCCGGGCUACUGUAGCAAAGUAUGAGAAACUGGCCAGAAGAAUGGAAAUUGAUGUCUCAGGGUCCUGGAGGCUGGAAGUCCAAAAUCCAGGUGGUAGGGCCAGGCUGUCUCUGAAACCUUAUAGGGGAAGGGCCCUUCUGCCUCUCCUGGCGCCUGGUGCGCCCAGAACUUCCUGGCUGAGGCUGCAUCACUCAUCCUCACGUGGCCUCUCCCUGUGUCUCUUUGUGUCCCUGUGUCUUCCCUCUGUGUGUGUGUCCAUGUCCACGUUUCUCCUUUUCACAGAUACCAGCCAUAGUGGAUUAGGGCCUGCAGUUUAACUCGAUUACCUGUGUAAAGAUCUUUCCAAAUCAGGUCACCUUCUGAGGUUCAUGGGUGGGGGUGGCGAGAGCUGCAGCCUCAUCGCGGAAGGACUCAGCACAGCCUUGCAGCUGUUUGAUGACUUCAAGAAGAUGCGUGAGCAGAUUGGCCAGACGCACCGGGUCUGCCUCCUCAUCUGCAACUCGCCCCCAUACCUGUUGCCUGCUGUUGAGAGCACCACGUACUCUGGAUGCACAACUGAGAAUCUGGUGCAGCAGAUUGGGGAGCGGGGGAUCCACUUCUCCAUCGUGUCUCCACGGAAGCUGCCUGCACUUCGGCUUCUGUUUGAGAAGGCAGCCCCCCCGGCCUUGCUGGAACCGCUGCAGCCUCCCACAGAUGUGAGCCAGGAUCCAAGGCACAUGGUGCUGGUUCGGGGGCUCGUGCUGCCUGUUGGGGGUGGCUCAGCCCCAGGCCCCCUCCAGCCAAAGCAGCCAGUCCCCCUGCCUCCUGCUGCACCCUCUGGUGCCACUCUAUCAGCAGCUCCCCAGCAGCCUCUGCCUCCCGUCCCCCCGCAGUACCAGGUUCCCGGGAACCUGAGUGCAGCUCAGGUGGCCGCCCAGAAUGCAGUGGAGGCCGCCAAGAACCAGAAGGCUGGGCUGGGCCCUCGCUUCUCGCCCAUCACCCCCCUCCAGCAAGCUGCUCCCGGAGUGGGUCCCCCCUUCAGCCAGGCCCCAGCUCCCCCACUACCCCCAGGACCCCCUGGCGCCCCCAAGCCACCACCUGCUUCCCAGCCCAGUCUGGUCUCCACCGUGGCCCCUGGCUCCGGUCUGGCUCCCACAGCGCAGCCCGGGGCACCGUCCAUGGCAGGCACUGUGGCCCCAGGAGGGGUGAGUGGCCCUUCCCCAGCCCAGCUAGGAGCCCCAGCCCUCGGUGGGCAGCAGUCAGUCUCCAAUAAACUUCUGGCAUGGAGCGGGGUCCUCGAGUGGCAGGAGAAACCCAAACCUGCCUCAGUGGAUGCCAACACCAAGCUGACACGGUCACUGCCCUGCCAGGUCUACGUGAAUCAUGGCGAGAACCUGAAGACCGAGCAGUGGCCCCAGAAGCUGAUCAUGCAGCUCAUCCCCCAGCAGCUGCUGACCACCCUGGGCCCUUUGUUCCGGAACUCAAGGAUGGUCCAGUUCCAUUUCACCAACAAGGACCUGGAGUCUCUCAAAGGCCUUUACCGCAUCAUGGGCAAUGGCUUCGCGGGCUGCGUGCACUUCCCCCACACGGCGCCCUGUGAGGUGCGCGUGCUCAUGCUCCUGUACUCGUCCAAGAAAAAGAUUUUCAUGGGCCUCAUCCCCUACGACCAGAGCGGCUUCGUCAACGGCAUCCGGCAGGUCAUCACCAACCACAAGCAGGUCCAGCAGCAGAAGCUGGAGCAGCAGCAGCGAGGAAUGGGGGGACAGCAGGCACCCCCAGGGCUGGGGCCCAUUCUGGAGGACCAAGCGAGGCCCUCACAGAAUCUGCUCCAGCUCCGCCCACCACAGUCCCAGCCUCAGGGUACUGUAGGGGCCUCUGGGGCCACGGGGCAGCCCCAGCCCCAAGGUACUGCCCAGCCCCCCCCAGGUGCCCCCCAAGGCCCUCCUGGAACAGCUUCUGGCCCACCCCCUCCUGGACCCAUCCUUCGGCCCCAGAACCCUGGGGCCAACCCCCAGCUGCGAAGCCUCCUCCUCAACCCGCCACCGCCGCAGACCGGGGUGCCCCCACCCCAGGCCUCCCUCCACCACCUCCAGCCACCAGGGGCUCCUGCACUGCUGCCCCCACCACACCAGGGCCUGGGGCAGCCCCAGUUGGGGCCCCCACUCCUGCAUCCACCACCUGCCCAGUCCUGGCCCGCACAACUUCCCCCACGGGCUCCACUGCCAGCGGCAAAACGAAAGAGAGAAGGAGAGGGCCGCGUGUUUCGAGAAAAGUGGGAGCGAGCCUAUUUCUUUGUGGAAGUGAAGAGCGUGCCUACGUGUUUAAUAUGCAAACAAAUCGUGUCUGUGUUGAAAGAAUACAACCUGAAACGCCACUACGAAUCAAAGCAUAGCAAGAGCUACGACCAGUACACAGAGCAGACUCGAGACGCCAUCCUCAGCGAACUGAAAAAGGGACUCAAAUGUCAGUAGGGUUUGUCUUGAAAAGCGAAUUAACAGAAGUGGUGCGGCAGUGGUACGCCGUUCCGGAAUCAUGUGAGAAGAAUGACCUGGGCAUUCAGAGCUACAGCAGAUGGCGAGUUGAUAAAGGAGCAGAGUGACGUGUCCUUUACAGAAACACAUGACUGUUGAGACCAUUAUUUAAGUCUAACGGGCAUUUGCAUUGCACAGUGAGUUGGAGAUAACUCGGGGGAUUUACAAGUCCAGUUGCUUGAAAGAGUCAAAUUGAUUGUGGCCUUUUCUUUCGCUGCUCAUAAACUAUUACCACCCAGUUAGCUUUAUUUAUUUGUGGUGUUAAGAAACUUGAUGUGACCGAAGAAGUCUGUGGCAUGGUGCCAAGGCGGGCCCAACACUGGGAAAGGACUCAUUUUUUUUUUUGUAUAUUGAGAGAAAAGAAAAGUUUCACAUAGACUGGCCAGAGUUCUGAAGCACAACUACAGACAGCUGUCAUGACAGGGGGACUUGACAGGACACCUUGAUCCAAGGUGACAGCAUUUGGCAAGGACACGGAAGUCGGGUCGUUGCAUCCGUCAUCAAAAGUUGACUUGUUCUGAGCAGCUGAACAGAACACACUGUGAUGCUCUCGACACUUCCGCUCCUGGGCCUUAGUCAUGAGUGAGUUGAUGAUGACUUGACCUGAGAGAUUUCACAGAAGCUCUGUGACUUGGUUGUGGAAGAAAUCGGAACUGUACAAGUUAAUCAGCUUGGUUCAUUUGAAAUCAAGCAAAAGCCACAGUGGGUUCCCCUGAGAAGGUUAGUCAAAGACUUCUGGUCAAGGUUAUGACCGUUCUGAACACUGAAUAUUUCUCCGCAAGGAUGUCCACAAACAGCUACUUGAAUGUAAGAUGGUAUAUUUUUGGUCCUGGCAAAAACAGGGAAUCCACCAGCAAGGAAAAAAAAUGUUUACUCUUUGCUACGCCACAGUUGGCUUUCAGAAAUGAAAGACGUGGCCCGGACUAUAUUCACCUACGUCCUGGGGUGGAAAACCAAAUUCCCCCAAAGGCCCUCGGAAUCCAGACUCAUGAGAAGGAAGAGACACUGUCCAGUUUGCCUUUGUUGGUAAAUGUUUCUUGUGUGAAUACAGACCAUAAAUAGUAAUUGAACUACGGUGCAAUAUGGCGCUGGUUC
This is a messenger RNA of Piliocolobus tephrosceles (Ugandan red Colobus), 4729 nucleotides long. RefSeq names its product mediator complex subunit 25 (gene MED25). Gene Ontology annotation, cellular component: mediator complex; transcription regulator complex. Lineage: Eukaryota; Metazoa; Chordata; Mammalia; Primates; Cercopithecidae. Gene Ontology annotation, biological process: positive regulation of transcription by RNA polymerase II. Bases 1493 to 3574 code for a protein of 693 amino acids. The record is from RefSeq and is a predicted model, not a curated record. The transcript is spliced from 16 exons.